Molecule: messenger RNA, 1839 nt
Organism: Asparagus officinalis (garden asparagus)
Lineage: Eukaryota; Viridiplantae; Streptophyta; Magnoliopsida; Asparagales; Asparagaceae
Product: long-chain-fatty-acid--AMP ligase FadD26-like
Source: RefSeq, a predicted model, not a curated record
AUGUCGUGGGAGAACUACGAUCCGUGUUUCCCCGAUCAGCCGGUGGUCGACCUCUACCUCCCGAUAUGGGCAACCCAGCCCGCUUUCCAAUCCAAGCCUGCUUUCAUUUGGGCCGCCGCCGACGAUUCCGCUCAAUCCACCAUCGCAUACUCCUGCAUCACAUACUCUCAGCUCAACUCCUCGGCCCAAUCCAUUGCAAACAAACUCCUCUUCCCUCUUCAGAGAGGCAACACUCUCCUCGUCCUUUGCUCUCCUGGAUUAGUCCUCGCCAAGAUCCUCUUUGCUUGCCAGCGUGCAGGUGUCAUUGCCAUCCCCGUGGUCCCUCCGAAAACCUCAUCAUAUCAUCACUUAUCGAGGGUCAUCAACCAGACCAAGCCCAAGGCUGCUAUCGUCGAUGAUGACUGCAUCUCCUCGAUGGCUGAAUCCUACCCAGAAAUCUUAUGGCUCUCUGUGGAGAGCCUGGACGAGAACUCACAUGAAAUGUAUCGUAGUGAUAAUUACGCUGGGUGCCGACCCCAUGAGCCGUACCUUGUACAAUACACAUCAGGCGCCACUGGGAUACCAAAGCCGGUCGUCGUGACUGCUGGAGCCGCAGCGCACAAUGUCAGAGCAGCGCGCAGAGCAUAUGAUCUCCAUCCGAGUAGCGUGAUCACGUCGUGGCUGCCACAGUACCAUGACUGCGGCCUGAUGUUCCUUCUUUUGACAAUUGUUUCCGGUGCGACGUGCGUGCUUACUUCUCCAGCUGCUUUCUUGGCCCGGCCUCGUCUCUGGCUGGAGCUUGUCUCCGAGUUCAAAGCGACAUGUACACCAGUGCCAUCCUUCGCUCUGCCACUGGUGAACAAGAGAGGCGGGAUCGAUAAUGGAGAUUUGUACCCGUUGAGGCCUGGGGAAAAAAGAAGCUUUGCGGAAGCCUCGAUCUUAAUUGAACGAGCGCGAUAUUACAUCGCCGUUGAUGAGUUUAUUGAUGAAUUCAAGCGUGUUGGGUUAAACCCAUGUUCAAUCUCUCCAUCGUACGGGCUCGCGGAGAACUGCACAUUUGUCUCCACAGCUUGGCGGCAAACGAGCAGUUCAAACGUGCCGGCUUACAACAAGCUCCUGCCUUCCGCAAUGCUCUCAUUUGAAGAAGAAGAAGAUAUCAGCAUUAUCAUAGUCAAUGAAGAGACGUUCGAGCCAGUCGAAGACGGAGUCGAAGGAGAGAUAUGGGUCUCUUCUUCGAGUAAUGCGGUGGGCUACCUCGGAUACCCGUCCUUAACACGAGAAAUAUUCAAUGCCAGGCUCAUUGGAGUGACUGGCCUCCGUUUCAUAAGGACAGGCGAUAGAGGAGUCAUCAAAGGUGAAGACCGAUACCUCUAUGUGACUGGCCGUUCCUCUGAUGUAAUCAUAAUCGAUAAUCACCGAGAAAACAUUCACUCUCACUACCUGGAGACAGCGGCGUACAGGAGCAAUGCAGAGCAUCUAAGAGGCGGAUGCAUUGCGGCGUUUGCGUUGGCAAAGAUGGCGGUCGUGGUGGCAGAGGUGCAGAAGGGAGGAAGAGAUGGUGGUUGUUUUAGGAGGAUAUGCGAGGGGAUAAGAGAGGGUGUGAUGAGGGAAGAGGGUGUGAGAGUUGGGAGGGUGAUGUUAGUGAAGAGUGGGAGUUUGCCAAAGACAAGUUCUGGCAAGCUUAGAAGGUUUCUAGCGAAGGAGAUGGCGGCGAGGGGAAGGUUUCAAGUGGUUUACGAGGCUUGGUUUGAGGAGCCUGUGGAGAAUUUGAAGGUAAAUGUUGAAGAGAUUGGUGAGGACGGCGAAGGUUUGGAGUUGGCCGGUGCCCGUCACCGGCUGCAGUUGCAGUCCUUAAUGUGA